Molecule: messenger RNA, 1816 nt
Organism: Nelumbo nucifera (sacred lotus)
Lineage: Eukaryota; Viridiplantae; Streptophyta; Magnoliopsida; Proteales; Nelumbonaceae
Product: S-adenosyl-L-methionine-dependent methyltransferases superfamily protein
Source: RefSeq, a predicted model, not a curated record
UUCUCGUGUCAUCCAUGUACCCAAACACUUCUUUUUCCCACUACUAGGCCCGUAAAAUGACUAGGGUUUAGGGUUUGGUAAUUUAAUCCGUUACGCUUAAAGAGCUCAGCUGACGGUGAGUAAUAAGUGACGAAAUUGGACCCCAGAAAGACAAGAAAGAGAGCGAAAGCGAGCUCCAAGUAGUAGUUUCGUGGUUGGAAUUCGUAUGGUUUGGCGGGAAUUUGGGGAUUGGAGUCUCUGUAAUGUGGCGAAUAGCGAGAUUUAGCUUAAGAAGUAAAACCCGUUGGUACUCCUCUGCGGCUCGACGCAAUCUCGAAGACGAAGGGGACUGGUUUUACUCUUCCGAAUGGUGGGGAACGGAUUCCGAUGGGCAUGCUAUUCUUCGAUCAACUUCCGACAAAGGAAACGGCGUUGUAUCUGUUGUUGCAUAUCCUUCUUCGAGACCGGGUGCAGUUCAUUGGCCAUCAAUGGAGAAAUGGCUUCAGAAAAGGUAUGCAAUGAUGCAUCCAGAUGAACACAACGAGCAGUUUAGGAUACUGGGUUAUCAAUGGCGUGUACUUCGCUUUAAUGACAUUACUCGCCAAAGUACAGUUAAGUUAAUGGCUACAUAUAGGAACUCUGACCCUGGCACUGUAUAUUUUAUGCAGCAGGCAARUUGCUUGGCCGUUCCAUAUCUGAAAAGCAUGAUUUCGGUUGGAUUGGCCACCUUAUUGUCUUGCCAUUAUGAUAUCACCAGUGCAGUUCAAGGCAAAAAAAAUAUGAAUAUUCUAUGCAUUGGUCAUGGUGGUGGAAGUCUACCUCUAUUUUUAGCUACUAAAAUCCAAGGUGCAACUGUCCAUAUUGUCGAAAUUGAUCCCCUUGUUAUCUCAGCUUCAAUACAAGCAAUGGGUUUCCCAGCAUUUGCAGUGGUGAAGCCAUCCGGUGAACGUGCACUCCUGGAACCUAAUCCUAUAGAUGAAGUAUUGUGGAAAGGAAUCCACGAGAGGCUCUUCCUCUACGAGGCAGAUGCAGAGAAGUUCAUCCAGAACACAAGUAACAUUUAUGAUCUAGUCUUUAUUGAUGCUUAUGAUGGCGAUGACAUCUUUCCCCACAAGCUUUGGGACCCAAAAGGCCCAUUUCUUGACUCUCUUAGGGACAGGCUUCAUCCUGAGCAUGGUACUGUCGUGGUGAACCUUCACUCGGAUUCUGAUAUCUUGAGCUCUGAUGGUUGUGUUCCUUUCAUUUUCGACCAAAUAUUACCCAUGGGAAAGUAUGUCUCACGAGUCUGCAGGGCAUACAAGGAUGUAUUGGCUGGGAAUGAAAGUAAUCAUGGUGGGAAGGAGGGCUCGGGCUUGGGUUUCAUUGUUUCUGUUCCUUGGCUCUGCAACUCGUCACUUGUCGUAUGCAGAGGUUUUGGGGUGGGUGGCAUGACUCCAGACAGGGAUUCGGUUUACAAAACUCUCCUAUCCAAAUCUCUUGAAGUUGAAAAUGUUCUCAACUUGCCAUUCUCAUGUGUUCAAUACAUAAAGAGAGGAUUGGUCUUGGUUGAUUAAGCCUUACAAACUUCAAAUGUGCAUCCAUGUACACACACAACAUCAACAUAGGUACACAUGUUUUUCAAAACCGGAUCGGACUGGAUGGUCGGACUGGAAAAAUUGGGAACCGGUCAGACGACUGGUUCUGUUUUUCACCAAAAUCAGAUUUUUUUCCAAAAAAUGUUGCUUUGGUUAACAAACUGCUGACUUGGGCGGUUAAAUCGUUCAACUCGGGAAUCAGACCUUGACCGAUUUGAGCAAUGUUCAAAAUAUCGGUAUUAUGUAUUGUAUUGCUUAGUUUA